CAUAGCAGUCAGAGUGAACGAGGACAACGAGGAGAAUCUGUAAUCUCAUCCGUUGCCGGUGCGGGAUUCUCCAGGCACUCUGUGACAGUGAUCCAAUGGAACUACACAGUUUAUAUUCCAUAUACGUCUCGGUUUAUUUGGCACUGGCGUGCAUCAAGAGCAGCGAGUUUAAGCCUCUGUCCAGUCUCAAGUGGAAAAAUGAGACACAAAUUCGGAUUGAAGCGAUCAAGAAAGCCAUCAUGGAACAGCUGAGACUCGAAAGCCCUCAUAUCUCCGGAAUGAAUAUUUCUAGAUCGGAGGAGGAGGAGAUGUAUAAACUUUAUCUAGAGCGUGUGAGACAAUCCAGUCAAAAUACUGGCUUGUGGAACAAAAGAUCUAUGAGGAUACAUUCUGUCAAUUCGAUUAUUCUGAAGGGAACAAUUUUGGAAAAUACAAACAGAACAAAUGACUUGAACAACAACAAACAACACUUAUACUUUAAUGUUUCCAUUACCAACAACCUACUUGUCUUUCCUAAAGUAAAGAUCUUGAAAGGUGAACUUAAAUUGUACAAGCGCAUGGAUCAGAAUUCAAAUUCACAUCAGAAAAGGAUAAGGAUAGAUGGAAACCCACAGCUUGUAAGAGUCUACAAAUUAUUCAAGCCAGCAACCAAAAGGGCAGAGAUACAACCUAAUUUUCUUGGUUCAAAGGUCAUUCCAUCAAAUUCAGAAAAGGCUGAAACCUUUGACAUUCGAAAAACUGUGGAACAUUGGAUAAAUUACCCACAGGAAAAUUAUGGCCUUGAAUUUGAGCUGCUUUCCUGGUCUUCUGGACAUAAACAUGGUUCUGAAGAUAAAGCGUCUAUUGAAGUAGAAUUGGAAAUAGAAGUACAAAAGGUUUUUAAAGAAGUUCGGACACGUCGUGAAAGCUAUACCGAGGACUGCCAGGGAAACCAAAUACAUUGUUGUAGGCGAUCGCUACAUGUGUCUUUUGAGGAGAUUGGAUGGUCAGACUGGAUCAGAGCCCCAUCAAGUUACAAUGCCUUUUACUGUGAUGGCACAUGUCCACAAAAGUACAAACUUGCCACAAUGCAUACACUGAUCAAAUCAAAGAUGAAUCGACUAUCUAAUGGAGCUAUUCCAGCUCCCUGCUGUGUUCCUGCAUCCUAUGAGCCACUAACUUUGCUCCAUUUUAACAGCAAUGACAAAUUAAUACUCACAGCAUUUGAUGACAUGAUUGUCUCCAAAUGCCAUUGUUCUUAAUUUUAUCAACAAAUUUCCAAUUUAGGUAUUUAUUGCAAGAAUAUUUAUUGAUUUUUAUAUGCUUUACCAUCUGCUGUAAAAUAAAUUUUAUCGUGUCAAGUGUCACUUCAGUCCCCUCAAGUAACAUUUCAUUUUAGUCAAUGUGUUAAAUUCAAAUAAAUAUUCCGUCUUUAUCUACUUUUCUUGAUGCCCCACUAAAGAUGCUUACGUCCGAGUAUUCACAUUUGCAGUUGCAGCAGGGAGUGAAUCGAUUCAAACAUGAAAUGUAAUGGAAGUCUUAGUGAAAUAACUAAAACCUGGAUGUUGAUUUUCUUUAUGGCCUACUAUACUUGACAAAAAACUCUUUCUGCACAUAAAUCCUACAAUAGCGGAGUGAGAGAGUUGCAAAUUGACCACCAGCCAAAAGGAAGCCUCCAAUCUUCACAUUCCAUCACUUGAAUGAUGUCUAGAAUUUUCCACAUGCUUUUGUGCUGUCACUGAAGUGUAUUCUCUUCAUUCAACAGGCAGGAGACAAUAGACAAUAGGUGCAGGAGUAGGUCAUUUGGCCCUUCGAGCCAGCACCGCCAUUCACUGUGAUCAUGGCUGAUCAUCCACAAUCAGUACCCCGUUCCUGCCUUUUCCCCAUAUCCCUUGACUCCGCUAUCUUUAAGAGCUCUAUCUAACUCUCUCUUGAAAGCAUCUAGAGAAUUGGCGACAUAACAGUUAUUUUGCAUUUUUAGUUGAAACAAAAUUUAGGUUCAUCAGCAAAGGAAUGAUAUUUCCAACUAACUUUGGAUAAAGCUUCCAACGAUGAUCUAGUGAUCCUUGUGGUGACAGCAAUUGCUUGAGGAGCCAAUUCCAAUAAACAAUUCUCACAGAAAGCAGAAAGAAUCAAUCUUUAAUUAUCCCUUUAAACACUGUACAGAAUAUUGGAACAUG
Amblyraja radiata (thorny skate) is the source of this 2159-nucleotide messenger RNA. Its product is annotated as bone morphogenetic protein 2-like. Lineage: Eukaryota; Metazoa; Chordata; Chondrichthyes; Rajiformes; Rajidae. Bases 96 to 1241 code for a protein of 381 amino acids. The transcript has 2 exons. Gene Ontology annotation, cellular component: extracellular region. The record is from RefSeq and is a predicted model, not a curated record. Gene Ontology annotation, molecular function: growth factor activity; cytokine activity.